This is a messenger RNA of Ictalurus furcatus (blue catfish), 2109 nucleotides long. Its product is annotated as histidine ammonia-lyase-like. The record is from RefSeq and is a predicted model, not a curated record. The transcript is spliced from 18 exons. Bases 393 to 1871 code for a protein of 492 amino acids. Gene Ontology annotation, biological process: L-histidine catabolic process. Gene Ontology annotation, cellular component: cytoplasm. NCBI's taxonomy places the organism in Eukaryota, Metazoa, Chordata, Actinopteri, Siluriformes, Ictaluridae. Gene Ontology annotation, molecular function: histidine ammonia-lyase activity.
GAUACUGCUCAUGGACAUACACUCCCAAGAAAAAUCUGCAGGGUUGCACUGUUACUCAAGUUGAGGAGUCCCUUAGUAGAAAUUCAGAGUCAGAGGUUGGAAACUACAAUUACAACCUUUAGUCAAAUGCAGGAUGCUUUAUAAUUUUUGUACCUUUUCUUAUUUUUUUUCCAGGUCAUUACAGCACUCCACAAAGUCCUUUUGAAUCAGACUAUUUGAAUACAAGUGAUUAAUUCUUUGUUGUGAAUCAGGUUUAGAAAUCUGCCCCCGCCCAGCUGUUUUAUAAGCACUCACUCAAGCUGAACUGAGGACACUUGGUGGACAGUGAGUGGACGUGGAGGCUCUGCAGUGCGAAUCAUUUUCAGUUUGUUGCAUAACAACUUAUCGGUGAUAUGGACACUUACAGAGAUUUUAGAAAAAUCCAGUCAAAGAAGCAACAUGAGUAUAUCUCUUUAGAUGGGAACAGCCUCACAACUGCUGAUUUGGUCAGUUUGGGAAAAGUCCUUUAUAAGAUUAAGUUGAGUGCUGAGGCAGAGGAGCAUGUGAGCAGAGCUAGAGAUGUUAUCGAGAAGAUCAUAUCUGAAAAACAAAUUGUUUAUGGAGUUAAUACAGGCUUUGGGAAAUUUGCACAGACUGUUGUGGGAAAAGAUCAACUCAAGGAGCUGCAGGAAAAUCUUGUCCGCGCCACAAGUGCUGGGGUCGGAACCCCACUGAGUCCAGAGAGGACCCGGAUGCUUCUUGCUCUCAGGAUUAAUGUCUUAGCUAAAGGUCAUAGCGGUGUUUCCUUGGAGACUCUUCAGAAAAUGGUGGCAGCCUUUAAUGCCUCCUGUCUCUCCUGGGUCCCUGAGCAAGGGACAGUAGGGGCGAGUGGAGACCUGGCCCCUCUAGCUCACCUGGCUCUGGGGCUGAUGGGAGAAGGACGCAUGUGGUCACCAAAGACCGGCUGGGCUGACGCCACAGCUGUUCUAGAAGGACACGGUCUGACCCCAAUAUCACUGAAACCCAAAGAGGGACUUUCUCUGAUUAAUGGGACUCAGAUGAUAUCAUCACUGGGUGCUGAGGCAGUAGAGAGAGCAGAAGCGAUCACCCGGCAGGCUGAUGUCAUCGCUGCUCUCACUCUAGAGACACUGAAGGGAACCAACAAAGCUUUCGACAUUGAUGUCCAUGCAGUGCGGCCUCACCCGGGUCAGAUUUUAGUCGCCCAGAGAUUUCGCUCCCUGCUUCAUUCUGACUUCUUUCCCUCAGAAAUCACAGACGAGAAGUCCUAUGAAGGUGUUCAGGAUGCCUACAGUCUACGAUGCUGCCCUCAGGUGCAUGGAGUAACCAAUGACACGAUUGCUUUUGUGAAAAACAUUCUCAACACUGAGCUAAACAGUGCUACGGAUAAUCCUCUGGUUUUCCCAGAGCGAGGAAUCACUAUAUCAGCAGGAAACUUCCACGGAGAGUAUCCUGCUAAGGCUCUGGACUUCCUGGCUAUAGGAGUGCAUGAGCUGGCGAGUAUUAGUGAGCGGCGUAUUGAGAGGCUGUGUAAUCCCUCACUCAGCAACCUCCCUGCCUUCCUGGUGAAAGAAGGAGGAUUAAAUUCAGGCUUUAUGGUGGUCCACUGCACUGCUGCUGCCCUUGUGUCGGAGAAUAAGGUGCUGUGCCACCCGGCCUCUGUGGACUCUCUGUCCACCAGUGCAGCUACAGAAGACCACGUGUCUAUGGGGGGCUGGGCAGCCAGAAAGGCCCUGAAGGUGGUCGAGCAUGUGGAGCAGGUCCUUGCCAUAGAGUUACUCGCUGCCUGCCAGGCUCUGGAGUUCCACCGGCCCUUAAAGACCACAGCACCUCUGGAGAAGGUCUACGAGCUCCUGCGCUCUGUAGUCAGGUGAUCACCAAAACUAAGACACACACUCGAGACUCAAGCAAUGAAUAUUUAUAGACUUGUAUAUAAUAUGUGCUAUACCUUUUACUUCAGUAUCAGAGAUACAGUAGAAAACCUUGUCGUUUUUGUCUUGACGUGUCUAAGCAAAUUGUGCAUUUCCCAUCAGGCCCUGGGACAAAGAUCGUAUUAUGAGCUCUGAUAUUGAAGCAGCUCACCAGCUCCUCCUAAAGGAAAAGGUGUGUCAU